ACCUCUCUCAGCUCAGAAAUGAGAAUAACAUUAUCACAGAUGAUAUCGAAGAAAUCAAGACUAUAGUUUUAAAUCACUUCAAGGAAACUCUGAAGGAAAAGCAGUUCAUACUGCCUGAAGAAUGGAAAGCAACAUAUGAAAAUCUCCUGGUUGACCCUAACCUUUACAACUCCGCUACUACAAACUUCACGAUAAACGAAUUAAAUCAUACCCUAGAACAACUAUCCAAUAACAAGAUGCCGGGUCCCUCUGAAAUCAAAUACAAUGUCCUCACAUAUAUGGAUGAUUUAGCCCUAAUGGGUAGCAAACACGAGAAGUUACAGAAAGAUAUGAUCACUUUUGCCAAUUUCUUAAAAAUGAAUGGAAUUAAAUGUAACACGGAAAAGACCAAAAUGAUCUAUACAGAUACAAGAACAAGUCCUAAAAGAAAUCUCACUUUUAAGUUAUUAGGAACUGACCUACACGUCUUAAAUUACAAAGAUUCUUUGAGAUAUCUGGGAUGUUACUUCUCCGGUUUCAACUCUUCUUCAGCCACAAUAAAUCAACUAAUUUCAGACACAUCAGAAAUUUCCAAAGCCAUUAUUCAAACGAAAGGAUGGAAUGGACCAAUAGCUAAACAAGUUGCCCAAUGGAUCAUACCUGCAAAAGCAGAAUAUGCCUUUUAUAUUUCUUUUCUCAAUAAAACCAAUCUCUCUAUCAUGCAGAACAACCUCUCCAUAGGACUGCACUCACAAAUUAACAUCCCAAAUGCUUUGAAAGCUGCACAAUUGGAUAUCAAGAUCCUUGAAGACAUCCUAGUAAAAGAUUCAACCCUCCGACUUGAAUGGCCCCAGCUUGUUACUAGAGGAAAAUCAAUCAAUAAUGAGGGUAAUAUUAGAAAAGCACCAAAAUGGUUCCAAGAUAUCAAGUUCUCUCCCGGCCUAAAAGGAACAUCUUCUGCCAUUCCUUGCCCUGAAAAUCUCUUCUUCGCCUUUAUAGAAAACCUCUCUCUUAAAAUUGUUAAAAAAGUUGCUUACAAAUCUGAAACA
Acaulospora colombiana is the source of this 1028-nucleotide messenger RNA. Lineage: Eukaryota; Fungi; Glomeromycota; Glomeromycetes; Diversisporales; Acaulosporaceae. The record is from the annotation of a GenBank genome assembly.